Messenger RNA from Paramecium tetraurelia, 649 nucleotides. RefSeq lists its product as uncharacterized. The transcript has 3 exons. The record is from RefSeq and is a predicted model, not a curated record. NCBI's taxonomy places the organism in Eukaryota, Ciliophora, Oligohymenophorea, Peniculida, Parameciidae. Gene Ontology annotation, molecular function: histone binding. Gene Ontology annotation, cellular component: nucleus.
AUGGAGCAGCUCAAAAAACUAAUCCAAGAAUAAGUGGAGGAAUAAGAUAUUGUCGAGGAUUUAAAUAUCGAUGGUGUGAAAAUCACUAAAUUCACUGAGGAAAUGGCUGCUCUCUUUACUCAGCAUCAAUAGCUGUUGGGUUUGUCAUUUGAAAAAUGCGGAUUGACAACUCUUGACGGAUUCCCUAAAUUAAAGAAAUUGUAAAAUUUGGAGUUUGAAAACAACUCAUUAACAGGAACAGCAAUUAAAUUUAUAGCAGAUAAUUUCAAGGAGUUGAUCAACUUGAAUUUAUCACAAAACAAUAUUAAGUCAGUUGAUGAUUUGAAGCCCUUAGCCUCUCUAACCAAAUUGGAAUCAUUGGAGUUGAAGGAUAACCCCCUCACCAAAGAAGCAGGAUAUCAUAAAAAGGUGUUCCAACUUCUCCCAUCCCUCAAAGUAUUGGACAACAAAAAUGAGAAGGGCGAGGAAGUUCUCGACGAUGAAGUUGAUGAUGAAGACAUAGACGAUGACCAAUUAGAUGAAGAUGACUCAUUCGAUGAAAGCGAAGUAGAUGAUGAAGAAUCCGAAGAGCCUGUUAAGCCAACAAAAAAAACAAAAAAAUGACAUUCUUUUGUUUUGCCCAUUAAAACAUAUAAAAUCCCGCCAAUAA